CCCCCUCCCCCGCCGCGGAUCCUGGCCGCAGCUCUCUGGACCCAGGAUGCCGGGGGGCAAGAGAGGGCUGGUGGCACCGCAGAACACCUUUUUGGAGAACAUCGUCAGGCGCUCCAGCGAAUCGAGUUUCUUACUGGGAAAUGCCCAGAUUGUGGAUUGGCCUGUAGUUUACAGUAAUGACGGUUUUUGUAAACUCUCUGGAUAUCACCGAGCUGACGUCAUGCAGAAAAGCAGCACUUGCAGUUUUAUGUACGGUGAAUUGACUGACAAGAAGACCAUUGAGAAAGUGAGGCAAACUUUUGACAACUACGACUCAAAUUGCUUUGAAGUUCUUCUAUACAAGAAAAACAGAACCCCUGUUUGGUUUUACAUGCAAAUUGCACCAAUAAGGAAUGAACAUGAAAAGGUGGUCUUGUUCUUGUGCACUUUCAAGGAUAUUACCUUGUUCAAACAGCCAAUAGAGGAUGAUUCAACAAAAGGUUGGACGAAAUUUGCUCGAUUGACACGGGCUUUGACAAAUAGCCGGAGCGUUUUGCAGCAGCUCACACCAAUGAAUAAGACAGAGGUGGUCCACAAACACUCGAGAUUAGCCGAAGUUCUUCAGCUGGGGUCGGAUAUCCUUCCUCAGUACAAACAAGAAGCGCCAAAGACGCCACCGCACAUUAUUUUACACUAUUGUGCUUUUAAAACCACUUGGGAUUGGGUGAUUUUAAUCCUUACCUUCUACACCGCCAUCAUGGUUCCUUACAAUGUUUCCUUCAAGACGAAGCAGAACAACAUAGCCUGGCUGGUGCUGGACAGCGUGGUGGACGUUAUUUUUCUGGUCGAUAUCGUUUUAAAUUUCCACACGACUUUUGUGGGGCCUGGCGGAGAGGUCAUUUCCGACCCCAAGCUCAUAAGGAUGAACUAUCUGAAAACGUGGUUUGUGAUUGAUCUGCUUUCUUGUUUACCUUAUGACAUCAUCAAUGCCUUUGAAAACGUGGAUGAGGGAAUCAGCAGUCUCUUCAGUUCUUUAAAAGUGGUGCGGCUCUUGCGACUCGGCCGUGUUGCUAGGAAGCUGGACCAUUACCUGGAGUAUGGCGCGGCCGUCCUCGUCCUCCUGGUGUGUGUGUUCGGGCUGGUCGCCCACUGGCUGGCCUGCAUCUGGUACAGCAUUGGAGACUAUGAGGUCAUCGACGAGGUCACCAACACCAUCCAGAUAGACAGUUGGCUCUACCAGCUGGCCUUGAGCAUUGGGACUCCAUACCGAUACAACACCAGUGCCGGGAUAUGGGAAGGAGGGCCCAGCAAGGACUCCCUGUACGUGUCCUCGCUCUACUUUACCAUGACAAGCCUUACAACCAUAGGAUUUGGAAACAUAGCUCCUACCACCGAUGUGGAGAAGAUGUUUUCUGUGGCCAUGAUGAUGGUUGGCUCUCUUCUUUAUGCAACUAUUUUUGGAAAUGUUACCACAAUUUUCCAGCAAAUGUACGCCAACACCAACCGAUACCACGAGAUGCUGAAUAACGUACGGGACUUUCUGAAGCUCUAUCAGGUCCCCAAAGGCCUCAGUGAACGGGUCAUGGAUUACAUUGUCUCAACUUGGUCCAUGUCAAAAGGCAUCGACACGGAAAAGGUCCUUUCCAUCUGUCCCAAGGAUAUGAGAGCUGAUAUCUGUGUUCACCUAAACCGGAAGGUUUUUAAUGAACAUCCUGCCUUUCGACUGGCCAGCGAUGGGUGUCUGCGCGCCUUGGCGGUAGAGUUCCAGACCAUUCACUGUGCCCCCGGGGACCUCAUUUACCACGCUGGAGAGAGCGUGGAUGCCCUGUGCUUUGUGGUGUCAGGAUCCUUAGAAGUCAUCCAGGAUGAUGAGGUGGUGGCUAUUUUAGGGAAGGGGGAUGUGUUUGGAGACAUCUUCUGGAAGGAAACCACUCUUGCUCAUGCCUGUGCCAACGUGCGUGCGCUGACCUACUGUGACCUGCACAUCAUCAAGCGGGAAGCCCUGCUCAAGGUCCUGGACUUCUACACAGCUUUUGCAAACUCAUUCUCGAGGAAUCUCACUCUGACUUGCAACCUGAGGAAACGGAUCAUCUUCCGCAAGAUCAGCGACGUGAAGAAGGAGGAGGAGGAACGUCUCCGGCAGAAGAACGAGGUGACCCUCAGCAUCCCCGUGGACCACCCCGUCCGGAAGCUCUUCCAGAAGUUCAAGCAGCAGAAGGAGCUGCGGAGUCAGGGCGCGGCGCCCGGGGAGCCCGAGCGCAGCCAGCUGCAGGUGGAGACCCGCGCGCUGCAGAACGGGGCCUCCACCACCGGCACCAGCGUGGUGACGGUGUCGCAGAUCACGCCCAUCCCCACCUCUCUGGCCUACGUGAAGACUAGCGAGUCCCUGAAGCAGAACAACCGCGAGGCCCUGGAACUGAAGCCCAACGGCAGCGCUGAGCCCAAAUGUCUCAAAGUCAACAGCCCCAUAAAAAUGAAAAACGGGAAUGGGAAGGGCUGGCUGCGGCUCAGAAAUAACGUGGGCGCCCCGGAGGAGAAGCAGGAGGGCUGGAACAAUGUCACCAAGGCCGAGUCCCUGGGGCUGUUGUCAGAGGACGCCAAGGGCAGCGACUCGGACAACAGCGUGGCCAAAAACCCGCUAAGGAAAACAGACUCCUGCGACAGCGGAAUUACGAAAAGUGACCUCCGUCUGGACAAGGCUGGGGAGGCGCGGAGCCCGCUGGAGCACAGCCCGGUCCAGGCGGACGCCAAGCACCCGUUCUACCCCAUCCCCGAGCAGGCCUUACAGACCACGCUGCAGGAGGUCAAGCUCGAACUCAAGGACGACAUCCAGCUGCUGAGCUGCAGGAUGACUGCGCUAGAGAAGCAGGUGGCGGAAAUUUUAAAAAUACUGUCCGAAAAAAGCGCACCCCAGACCUCUUCUCCCACAGCCCAGAUGCCACUCCAAGGACCUCCCCAAAUUCCAUGUCAGGAUAUUUUUAGUGUUUCAAGGCCUGAAUCCCCUGACUCUGACAAAGAUGAAAUCCACUUUUAAUAUAUAUAUAAAUAUAUAUAUAUAUACACGUAUAUAUUUGUUAAUAUAUUAAAACAGUAUAUACAUCUAUAUACAUAUGUGUGUAUAUACAGUAUAUACAUCUAUAUAUUUUCACUUGCUUUCAAUAUGAUGAACACAACCUGGGUUUUGAUAUGUAAAUAUUGCAUGUCCAGCUGGAUUCUGGCCUGCCAAAGAAGACGAUUAUAAUUCAAAACAUAGAUAUUGCUUGUAUAUGAUGCAGUUGACUGCAUGCACACUUUACAAUUUAUUUAUAAUCUCUAUUCUAUAAUGAAAAAGUAUGACUUUUGUUAACCAAGGCAAUGUAAUAUUUGAAGAAUCAGGGUCCAACCUGCCAAUGUCGCCAUGACAAAUUUGAUCUCAGGCUGAGUCUACCGAGCUGUCAUUUCCUCACUGUUCUGUUAAGUUAAAGUUAUAGAUGGAUGCCAAGAAUUCAGUCUUUUAAACUAUUAGUAUCAUUUUAUGAUAUCUUUCCAUAGGCUGUUUUUCUGUAACUUAGUGUGAGGUUAUUUCCCCCCACCCCCAGGCAGUGUUCUCUCCGUUGAAAUGACUGUUCUGUUGCCUAAAGUCAGAUAGUAGUGUGGAAUAUUGAAAACUUAUUGCUAUGGGUUUUGUGCAUGAAUUGCAUUUUUGCUAACCUAUACCUCUUCCUUUUUUUUAAACAUUAGAUAGUAAUCAUUAACUCUUACGUAAGGAAAUCCACACCCUCUCUGUCUUGGAGAACAGCUGCCAUCAUGUAAGCUAACGAUAUCAACACCAUAAAUACUGAUUUAUUAAUAUAGUGUAUAUUAUUAUAAAAAUACUGCACCACAGGGUAUAAGGGCCUUUUAACAAUUCAUGUUAGAGAUGCUGAUUUUUCCCAAGGUGAUGAAUCCUCUAAAUACAUGAAUUCUAAAACUUGUUCAAGAGUGAGGUUGAAAGGCUCUUAGCAAAGAAACAUAC
Messenger RNA from Otolemur garnettii (small-eared galago), 3973 nucleotides. RefSeq names its product potassium voltage-gated channel subfamily H member 5 (gene KCNH5). The record is from RefSeq and is a predicted model, not a curated record. Gene Ontology annotation, molecular function: voltage-gated potassium channel activity. Lineage: Eukaryota; Metazoa; Chordata; Mammalia; Primates; Galagidae. Gene Ontology annotation, cellular component: membrane. The coding region runs from base 47 to 3013 and encodes 988 amino acids. The transcript has 11 exons. Gene Ontology annotation, biological process: regulation of membrane potential; potassium ion transmembrane transport.